UCAGAGGCCUUGUCUACAGACGUAGAAAGUAAUUCUACAACGGAUAGUGAGCCUUACUCUCGUAUUGAAUUACUUACGUUGAGACGUUUAAGACUUGUUUUAACAAAGUAUUUACUGUUAUUAAGAGAAAUUAAGAGGGACGUAAACACAACAGCUGAGAACUACGAAUUUCUUCUGGAGCACCUCAAGUCUGAGAGGAAAAGAAGCGAGAAUCGCCAGAAGAAGUGACGCAAGUGUUUUGAUACCCGCUUCAGAAAACUGCUUGGCGUUCAGAGUUGUCAAACAGAUUAGUGAGUGUGAUGUUCGCAGUUUGUAACAUGUUUGUAUGAAUAAUAAUAGCUGAGGCAUAAACGAAGAUCGGAAUGUUGUACUGCCCACCAAAUAUUACUCUGAGCCAAGUAUGGCUCCACCCUGGUCUGUCACCAUGUUUCACAGAAACAGUUGCAAGCUGUGUUAUUAGUGGACUGGUUUUAUUACUAGGAGGAUGGCGACUGAGACUGUACAGACGUUAUGGAACACUGGUGGAAUCAGCACUGCUUCCGAAGUCCAAGUUGUUUGUAAUUCAGAUUUUGUUAAUGUUGUUUUUGCCAGUAUUGGCAAUAACUCGAUUUGGUUUACAAGCCACUGUAAUAAAUGAUGGUUGCAUAUAUGGAUAUAUGAUCCUUAAUUGCAUUUCUGCUGUAGUGACAUACGGUUUUGCAUUGCGCCUACUCAUGGAUGAGCGUAAUUACUUGUUACCAUCAGUUCCACCGUAUGGCCACAGUCUUACAUUGCUGCUGUUUUGGAGUUUAACAUUCGUGAAGGAAAAUAUUGUAUUUGUUGACAUUCAUAAACUUGAUUCGUGGUUUGACUUCGCAAAUUUAUCUGAGAAAAUUGAGCUGGUCUUAUUUGGUUUGAGGUACACAGGCUGUUUUGCACUUUUUAUUCUUGGGUUCUGUGCACCAGGUGUUUUAUCACCAUCAAGCUACUCUCAGCUGCAUUCUCACAAUGACCUACGUAUCUCCAUGGGAAAUGACACCACUUCUCAGGGUUCCACAUUCAGGAAUUUUUGGAGUAAGCUAAAGAAACUUUUCCCAUUCUUAUGGCCAAAGAAAAGUAUUCUGCUGGAACUGAGAGUUAUUUUUUGCUUACUACUCCUAGCAGGAGGCCGUAUUAUAAAUCUCUAUGUCCCUAUCUACAGCAAAUUAAUAGUUGACAGCAUGGCAGACGAACCUGUUUUGUUUCGUUGGGACUAUAUAUUAACAUAUGUAGCAUUUAAGUUUCUACAAGGUGGAGGGACCGGAGGAAUGGGACUAUUAAAUAAUUUACGGUCCUUUCUGUGGAUACGUGUUCAGCAGUACACUACACGUGAAAUAGAGGUGGAAUUGUUCAGGCAUCUCCAUAGUCUGAGCUUAAGAUGGCAUCUUGGACGUAAAACUGGUGAAGUACUCAGAGUAAUGGACCGUGGGACAGAUAGCAUAGACAAUCUACUUAAUUACAUUUUGUUCAGCAUAUUACCUACAAUUGUGGAUAUAAUUAUUGCUGUGGUAUUCUUCAUCUCAGCCUUUAAUAGUUGGUUUGGCUUAAUAGUUUUCACCACCAUGAUCCUGUAUAUUGUGAGCACAGUGUUCGUAACAGAAUGGCGCACAAAAUUCCAACGUAGUAUGAAUUUGGCAGAUAAUGCUCAGAAAGCCAGAAGUGUAGAUUCAUUGCUCAAUUUUGAAACUGUGAAGUAUUAUGGAGCAGAGAGCUACGAAGUAGAAUGCUUCAAAAAGGCAAUCUUGCAUUACCAGGGUGAAGAAUGGAAAUCAUUGAUAACUUUGAAUAUCUUGAACACUCUUCAGAACAUUAUAAUAUGUGGUGGACUCUUGGCUGGCUCAUUGUUGUGUGUCCAUAUGGUUGUUGCAAAGCAAGGCCUCACAGUUGGAGAUUAUGUGCUGUUUGCAUCAUACAUUAUACAAUUAUAUGUUCCUCUCAACUGGUUUGGAACCUAUUACAGGGCUAUACAAAAAAACUUUGUGGAUAUGGAAAACAUGUUUGACUUGCUUCAAGAAGAUCAAGAAGUUUUUGAUGCACCUGGAGCAAAACCUCUAGAGGUUGUUAAGGGUGAAAUAAAAUUUGUGAAUGUGAGCUUUUCAUAUAUUCCUGAAAAGACUGUAUUGAAAAACAUUUCUUUUGAAAUACCUCCAGGACAUACUGUUGCACUGGUUGGACCAUCAGGUAGUGGGAAAAGUACUAUUGUAAGACUGCUAUUUAGGUUUUAUGAUGUACAUGAAGGUGGUGUGUACAUUGACAACACAAAUAUUAAAACUGUUACUCAGAGUUCUCUGAGAGAAGCCAUUGGUGUUGUCCCACAAGACACUGUUCUUUUCAACAACACUAUCAGGUUCAAUAUCCAGUAUGGAAGAGUUGGUGCAAAUGACGCAGAUAUUAUAACAGCAGCCAAAGCAGCAGAUAUUCACGAAAGGAUCCUUUCGUUUCCUGAUGGCUAUGAAACACAGGUUGGUGAACGUGGUCUGAAGCUGAGCGGCGGAGAAAAGCAGAGGGUUGCAAUUGCUCGAACAGUCUUGAAAUCACCUCCCAUAGUUCUUCUGGAUGAGGCAACAAGUGCUUUGGACACUCAGACAGAGAGAAAUAUACAAGCUGCACUUUCAAGAGUGUGUGCAAGUAGAACCACUCUAAUUGUUGCCCAUCGACUGUCUACUAUAAUUCAUGCCAAUCAGAUACUGGUGCUCAAAGAUGGAGAAAUAAUUGAAAGAGGAAGUCAUGAAGAAUUACUGGCUUUCGAUGGAGUAUACAAAGACAUGUGGGAUCAACAACUGAAAAAAGAAAAUAUAGGAGAGAGUGAUUCGAUUCCAGUGUUGAAUGGAACCUCUUAAUGUGGAAAGUAAUUCCAUCCCUAUAAUUCUAUAUCCUGCAGCAGUGGCUGGGACUGAGUAGUUAAAAGUGGUCUAUUUUUUGUGGGUUGCAAGAGCAUGUGACAUUGUCAGUUACAGAAAACUUGAAAUGGUAGCUAAAAACCACUAAGGGCUGUGAUAUUUGUGCAGUUACCUAAGUGAUAAGGUAUUUCUUGUUUUCAGUCAGUAGUUGUAGUUUUGUGAAAAAGACAGUGAAAGGACUCUGGGAUGAGAUGUUUAGACUUGCUUUAUCAGUGGUGUGUUCCACUUGAUGACAGUGACGUGUAGCCAAGAGAAACAGUAUGCCAUGUGUACACACAGCUGCAGCCUGAACAAAAUAUUUGUGUAUUAUAGCCAUAACUACUCUGUUAACAAAAAUACAAGUUCUCAGCAUAGUGCAUUUGUAUAUGGCUGAGGAUAUUCCACUUCUGUGAUUUGUAAAUUACCAGUUUUUAUUGGUAUAAUAUGUUGUAAAUAAUUCAUUCAAUGGGCUUUAAUACAUACUGUGUCAAGACUGUUAUCCGUCUAUAUUUUAGCAGUAGGUGAAUUUAUUGUACAAAGAAAUAAUAAAUAUGUAGUCAUAUAUUACUCAA
This is a messenger RNA of Schistocerca nitens (vagrant locust), 3469 nucleotides long. RefSeq names its product ATP-binding cassette sub-family B member 6 (gene Hmt-1). Gene Ontology annotation, biological process: heme transport; transmembrane transport. Gene Ontology annotation, molecular function: heme binding; ABC-type heme transporter activity; ATP hydrolysis activity. The record is from RefSeq and is a predicted model, not a curated record. The transcript has 14 exons. Gene Ontology annotation, cellular component: membrane. Bases 363 to 2858 code for a protein of 831 amino acids. NCBI's taxonomy places the organism in Eukaryota, Metazoa, Arthropoda, Insecta, Orthoptera, Acrididae.